AUGUCACUUUUAUUUCUGCCAGAAAACUUGCACUUGCUUGCAGAUGAUAAUCUAAGCCAUGACAACAACAACAACUUCUUUGAAAAAAAACAAGAAGCAUCUCAAGAACCAGAAGAAGACUUACCAUUACCUACCACCCCCAUUGACAUCAUUUUUGAUCCAUUAAAGCAUCAAACCCAAUCUGAAAAUCGAGGACUGUGCACAGAUGAUAAGAUUUAUUAUAUUGAAAAGGAAUGGACAAGCAUUCCCCUCUGUAUCUCAGAUUAUGUAUCAUCAAAAGAAAGCAAGACUCAACAAGAUGCAAAACUAGGCAAUAGUGAUCUUGAUUCAUAUGCAAUUCCUCAAGUUUUUCUCAAAUUGAUCAACAGAGAAAUAACCAACAAAGAAGUUGAAAUUAAUGAGGAAUCAUAUCUUAACAAAAAAUUGUGGAUUGCUUUUGGAAAAUGGAUAGGCUUUAAGGAACCAAUUGGACCAAGGGAAACCAUCACAAAGAAGGCCAAUCUGAUUAUCAAAGCACAAAAGGAUUUCAGUUCACUGGAUGGGUUGAAGAAACUUCAUUAUGUUGUGAAACCUGAGUGCAUUACAGAUCUGGAUGGAAAAACCUUAAUACAUCUCGAGUAA
Molecule: messenger RNA, 621 nt
Organism: Entrophospora sp. SA101
Lineage: Eukaryota; Fungi; Glomeromycota; Glomeromycetes; Entrophosporales; Entrophosporaceae
Source: the annotation of a GenBank genome assembly